Molecule: messenger RNA, 1488 nt
Organism: Drosophila hydei
Lineage: Eukaryota; Metazoa; Arthropoda; Insecta; Diptera; Drosophilidae
Exons: 1
Coding region: 99-1022 (307 amino acids)
Source: RefSeq, a predicted model, not a curated record
AUCAUUGUUCAAAUUUGUAUUUCAACCGAAAAUGUAAAAUAUUUGUUUCAUUUGUGUUUUCUUAUUUCUAAAUUAAUGUAAUUAUUUAAUGCUUAACAAUGCCACCUCCCAGCUCGUCCAAAGGAAAUCCAAUGAGCUUGGAUGCUGAUUCUUUGGCAGGAUCCAGCAAAAGUACACGACGGCAGCGUCAGAAAGAGAAACACCUCAAACGUUUGGAGAACACCCAGCAUACACUAUUCACCAAACAUUUCUCGAACUAUCGGCUACCGGUUUCUGUUGCCUCGGAAGAUUUUAAUAUGGUGCAGUUAAGUAGGUAUGACUCCAUUACAGAUCGAGAACGCCAUCCUCCGCUCUUUGUAAUUCCGGAUCAAAAUUCGCAAUGGGCGCGCUUAAAAAUGAUUUCAUGUCCAUGUCACGGGUGCUCCAGUACAUUAGAUCCGAAUGGUUGGUUGUCGCAUUACCUAAAUGUGCAUAUACGCCGAUUAGGUGUCCCCUUUGUGGAUGUGCCAUUUCCUGUUGAAAAGCAAACUUUGCGUGCCUCUUGCAAAGUAAGUUGUCUCGAUUACGAUGUCAAUACCCUGCUGGGUGUCUAUGGAUAUCAGCGUUUAGGUCUGAAUCCGCUCAAAUGUCAACGCAAUACUCUAUUGCCAAAGGAAUAUCGCAAGUACUCUCAGCAUGGGGUUCUACUGCUUUUUGCCUGUCGCACGCGACAUGGAUUACUUUGGCACCGUAAGCAAAUGGAUGAUGUGAUUGCCAUUUGGGUAGUGACACCGAUGCAAGGUGUGACUGUAUCGUUGCGCUGUGUGGUACAACCCGCAAGGUCGACACGUUACUAUUCCAAGCGUCUGCAAUCGCGUCUACUGCCGACUUCUGGCGUAAAGGCAACGCCUUGUCGUGACUUCAUUAAAACUGACUGCAACGUCGUCGUCAUUAGCUGUCAGGAUUUACUGCAGAUGCCACAAAGUGAGGAUCAGCAGGUACUCAAUGUGGAACUGCAUGUGAUGGGCGAGCAAAGGAAUUAAUAAAACAACAUUUUGGCAAUAGAUUAAUUAUAUAUUGUUUAACAAACUAAACAUGCAAACAUAAUGAUAACAUAGAUUUGAACUAAGGAAUUUAUGCAGCAAACACAAUUUUAGAGAUUACGCUCGAGAAAAGCUGCAAGCUGGUUCGAAAAGCGCAGCUAACAUCUUCAAUUGAGUAUAUAGUUGGUGAAUAAACAAUAUACUAGCAUUUGUUAUAGAUCUUACUUAAAUAUAUUUCGUACAAUUUUGUUGAGUUCGCACUCGUUACACUUAAAAAAAUAGUAAAAGAAUUUACAAAUUUUGAGCCUACAUACGUACAAUUUAGAUUUGAUAAGCUAUUACAUAUGGUAUUAUACAUGUAUACAUGAAGGUUGUAUACAACUCUCUGGGUGUGUAUGUAUGUGUGUUGUGGGGCAUGCAACGUUCGGCCCGCACCUAUCGCAAUUGCAAUUGCCUAACACAAAAA